Molecule: messenger RNA, 2119 nt
Organism: Drosophila simulans
Lineage: Eukaryota; Metazoa; Arthropoda; Insecta; Diptera; Drosophilidae
Gene: Mlp60A
Product: muscle LIM protein Mlp84B
Exons: 9
Coding region: 136-1596 (486 amino acids)
Biological process (GO): sarcomere organization; muscle tissue development
Cellular component (GO): nucleus; Z disc; cytoplasm
Molecular function (GO): structural constituent of muscle; actinin binding
Source: RefSeq, a predicted model, not a curated record
UUAGUUGUGCCGUGUGCAUCCACAAAUAUAGACUACCUGUGUACAGAAUCUUUCCAGUCUAGUCCGCGGCAUUUCCGACGAAUAGGAACUACUUCACAGAGUACCUCCGAGACACACACACGCACUCAGAUCAAAAUGCCUUUCGUUCCCGUUGAAACCCCCAAGUGCCCCGCGUGCGGCAAGUCGGUCUACGCUGCCGAGGAGCGCGUUGCCGGAGGCUACAAAUUCCACAAGACCUGCUUCAAGUGCAGCAUGUGCAACAAGGCCCUGGACUCGACCAACUGCACGGAGCACGAGAAGGAGCUUUUCUGCAAAAACUGCCAUGGUCGCAAAUACGGUCCCAAGGGAUACGGUUUCGGUGGUGGUGCCGGCUGCCUGUCCACGGACACUGGCGCCCACUUAAACAGAGAAUUCGUUCCGCCCAAGAUCCCCCCGAAAGCACCCGACGGACUGGGCUGCCCACGGUGUGGCAUAUAUGUGUAUGCCGCCGAGCAGAUGCUGGCCAGAGGAAAGGGUUACCAUCGAAGGUGCUUCAAGUGCGUGCAAUGCAACAAGACUCUAGACUCAACUCUUCACUGUGAUGGUCCGGACAAGGACAUUUACUGUAGAGGAUGUUAUGCGCAGAAGUUUGGGGCCAGGGGUUACGGACACAUCGGCAUUUCGUCCUUGGGGUUGAUGUCCGACAUCAAGGAUUGCGAGUGGCAAAGCGACAUGGCUCCCAAGGCCUCCAUCAUAAAUGUGGAGCAAAUCCAGGCGCCCAUCGGGGAAGGAUGUCCACGUUGUGGCGGCGUAGUCUUCGCCGCGGAACAAGUUCUCUCCAAGGGAAGGAGCUGGCACCGGAAGUGCUUCAAGUGCCGGGACUGCACCAAGACUCUGGACUCCAUUAUCGCGUGCGAUGGUCCGGACAAUGAGGUCUACUGCAAGACUUGCUACGGCAAGAAGUGGGGACCCCAUGGUUACGGAUUCGCCUGUGGAUCCAGUUUCCUGCAAACCGACGGCAUCACUGAGGAGAACUUGGCAUCUGAGCGACCCUUUGUGGCGCCGGACACCACUUCGAUCAUGGCUCCGGACGGCGAGGGAUGUCCCCGAUGUGGUGGAGCGGUCUUUGCGGCCGAGCUGCAGCUGUCCAAGGGGAAGAUGUACCACAGGAAGUGCUUCAACUGCGCCAGGUGCACCCGACCCUUGGACUCGGUGCUCGCCUGUGACGGACCGGAUGACAAUAUCUACUGCAAGCUCUGCUACGCGAAGCUCUUUGGCCCCAAGGGCGUCGGGUACGGACACACGCCCACCCUGGUGUCCACCAACUACGAGUACACGCCCAGCUGUUGGGGAACCAUCGAUCGCAACGGCCAAAAGUCGGAGAACGGGUGUCCGCGAUGCGGAUUCAUGGUCUUCGCCGCGGAACAGGUGAAGAGCGCGAAGAACGUGUGGCACAAGCUCUGCUUCUACUGCAUGGAGUGCCGCAAGUACCUGGACUCGACCAACCUGAACGACGGACCCGAUGGCGGCAUCUACUGCCGAUCGUGCUACGGCAAGUUCUACGGGCCGAAGGGCGUGGGCUACGGAAUCGGAGCUGGCACACUGACAAUGGCUUAACCACUCGACCAAAAAAGCGCGCUCAAGAACUAAUCCCGCCAGUAUGCAAUGUGCUCCAAGAUUCGUGCUGGGGAUUUCAGUCCUUGAGCGCCCACAUUUUUGAGGCUGACGAAUAGGUGUAGUAUUGCAAUUCCACAAAGGUGUACUUUUAGCUCCAAGACAACGACAUUUAGUAAUGAAAGUAUAGAAGGCAAAUGAGCUGGCGGUGGUUAGUAUAGAAAUUGUAUAAGUAUCGAACAUAAGUACCGAAAAAUGCAUUCUGACCUCCGACUUGAACUCCAUUGUAAAACCUGCGAAAACGAAUUUCCAAACCUUGCUCAUCGAGGAUGCCCUUGCUUAUCCAAAGGAUUGGUGUGCAAAAGUAUGCAACACAAUUUCUCGAUCGACCUUUUGGACACCGCCAUUCGAAAUCCUUGGAACGUCUGAGGAACUCCCUAUGAUAUGAUAUAUAUGGCAGUCGUAGCAACAAACCGAUACCCUAUAAGUUUCGAACGACUAAUAAACGACAAGUGGUAACUUUGUA